Rhododendron vialii is the source of this 3244-nucleotide messenger RNA. Its product is annotated as probable apyrase 7. Gene Ontology annotation, molecular function: nucleoside diphosphate phosphatase activity. NCBI's taxonomy places the organism in Eukaryota, Viridiplantae, Streptophyta, Magnoliopsida, Ericales, Ericaceae. Gene Ontology annotation, biological process: nucleoside diphosphate catabolic process. Gene Ontology annotation, cellular component: membrane. The record is from RefSeq and is a predicted model, not a curated record. The coding region runs from base 476 to 2782 and encodes 768 amino acids. The transcript has 4 exons.
AUUACAACGGAACAUCGGCGCACCAAGUAGAUAGAUACAAAAAACUAGAGAGAGAGAGAGAGAGAGGAGGAGUUCAACGCGGAAUUCGGAGUUUGUUCCGCACCCGCAUUCCCGAUCCACACUGAGUCGAAACGGUUACGGCAAGUCUCAGUCCCGGUUGACGACCGAGUCGAGAUGGUCCAGACUCCAUUGUUGCCUCGCGUGAUCUUUCUCUCACCUACUCUCGUUCUAACCUAACCUAACCCCCCCGCUUAAGCCCUCGCCCGAACGGCUCGUUUUUUCUUUUCCUGCUCCAUGAAAACAUAAUUACUUGCUACUGCAAUUAGUUAUGUGCAUGCCACGAAUGGAAAAUUGGGUACUCCUUUAAUGAACUCAUUUGUGUCAUAUGAAGAUGUGAAGUCUCUCUACAUAUCUAUGAAUCAAAAUGCUGAGGAAGAAAAAUUACUCGGUACACCAGUUGUAAACUUGUGUAAGAAUGGUGUUUAGUAGAAUUGUGGAAAUCUUAUCUGCUGCAGCAACUCGUUUGUCAGCCCCAAAGUCAUCAACCUUGCCAUAUGUAUCAUCUGGAUUGUCGCCUCCAGCAAAUUCUGUUAAAGGUUAUGGUUUGUCCAAGACCGGGCUGAAGAAUAAUCUGCGACCAUCCUCUUCUCUCCAAGAUUUCUCUUCUUACCACAGACUGGAUCCACAUGGAGGUGAUUUUGAAUCCGGAAGUGAUGCGAGUUUGGUACAUGCAAGGCAGCCUCACAUCUUACACAGUGGAAAUGGUGGGUCGAGUUUUUCCAAAGAGAAACCAUCACCAGGAAGCCCUCAUGUGCGAAAGAAGUGGAUGCGUGUGCUUAUGGUCCUACUGUGCCUUUUUUUAUGUGCUGCUGUUAUAUAUGCGAUACAGUUCUAUUAUUCCAGUUGGUCUCAAACAUCCAAAUUCUAUGUUGUGCUUGACUGUGGUAGCACAGGGACUCGGGUUUAUGUAUAUCGGGCAACCAUAAAUCACAAAAAAGAUGGGAAUCUCCCUAUUCUAUUAACAUCAUUACCAGAAGGUUUUCAGAGAAAAAAAAGUUCGCAUAGUGGGCGUGCUUACAACCGAAUGGAGACUGAACCAGGGUUUGACAAAUUGGUGCACAAUGUAUCUGGCUUGAAGGGAGCAAUAAAACCACUAAUUCAGUGGGCGGAAAAACAAAUUCCUAAACACGCACAUAAGACCACUUCUCUGUUCCUUUAUGCUACGGCAGGGGUCCGCAGGCUGCCAAGUUCAGAGUCACAAUGGCUUCUUAAAAAUGCUUUGUCCAUUUUGAGGAAUUCUCCCUUCUUCUGUCAGAGAGAAUGGAUUAAGACUAUUAGUGGCAUGGAAGAGGCGUAUUAUGGAUGGAUAGCCUUGAACUAUCACACUGGUGUCCUGGGGUCUAUCCCCAAAAAAGCAACAUUUGGUGCACUUGACUUAGGUGGCUCUUCCUUGCAAGUUACUUUUGAGAGUAAGGAAAAAGUGCACAGGGACACUAGUUUAAAGAUGAGCAUUGGUCCAGUCAAUCAUCAUCUCAGUGCUUAUUCACUUUCGGGCUACGGCUUGAAUGAUGCUUUUGACAAGUCUGUGGUUCAUCUUCUCAAAAGGCUUCCUAGUGUCAGUAAGGCAGAUCUGGCUACUGGAAAUGUUGAAAUUAAGCACCCUUGCCUACAAUCUGGUUACAAAGAGCAGUACUUUUGUACUGAGUGCAGUUCUAUUUACCAAGGUGGUGAGAGUCCUCUGAGUGGUGGAAAAGGAUUAGUCAAAGGAGGGAAGCCUGGAACACUAAUCCAUCUUAUUGGUGCUCCAAAAUGGGAAGAAUGCCGGACACUUGCGAGAAUCGCCGUCAACUUGUCUGAAUGGUCAAAUCUAAAUCCAGGAAUUGAUUGUGAUUUGCAGCCUUGUGCUCUUUCCAAUAAUCUGCCUCGUCCUUAUGGCCAGUUUUAUGGAAUGUCUGGGUUUUUUGUGGUGUAUCGGUUUUUUAACUUGAGUUCUGAUGCCACCCUCGAUGAUGUUUUGGAGAAGGGUCAGGAGUUUUGCGAGAAGUCUUGGGAAACAGCAAAGAAUAGCGUUGUGCCUCAGCCUUUUAUAGAACAGUACUGCUUUAGGGCUCCAUACACUGUGCUUCUAUUGAGAGAGGGAUUGCACAUUACUGAUAACCAAAUCAUUAUUGGUUCUGGAAGUAUUACUUGGACCCUUGGGGUUGCCCUAUUGGAAGCUGGGAAGGAAUUUUCAACUAGAGCAGAGGUUCGCAGUUAUGAAAUACUCCAGAUGAGGAUAAAGCCAGUCGUUCUUUUUGCCAUUUUGUUUGCUUCACUUUUUGCCCUGAUUUGUGCAUUAUUGUGUGUUGGAAAUUGGAUGCCAAGAUUUUUCUGUACACCUUAUCUCCCGCUCUCCAGGUGUAACAGUGCAUCAUCUGCGUCUGUUCUCAAUAUCCCAGCUCCUCUCAGGAUUCGGCGCUGGGGUCUAUUAAGUUCAGGGGAUGGAAAAGUAAAGAUGCCACUUAGUCCGACCAUUGCAGAUGCCCAACAGAGACCGUUUGGCAUGGGACUAGAUUUCAGCGGCAGCGGCUUCCAGCUCACAGAGUCUUCCUUGUACCCGUCAACUAGCAGUGUGUCGCACAGUUUUUCCUCUAGUAACUUGGGGCAGAUACAAUAUGACAAUAGUGCCAUGGCUUCCUUUUGGACUCCUCACAGAAGUCAAAUGCAUCUUCAAAGCAGGAGAUCACAAUCUCGAGAAGACCUGAAUUCUUCUCUUGCUGAAGCACACUUGGUGAAGGGUUAAAGCUAGACCCUGAAUAAAUUUUGGUUUUGGGCUCUAUGAUCUGCUUUUAUCUGAGAUCCCAAUCCAGGAAAAGAGAGCAUCAAACUUGUGAAGUGGGUUCCCUUCUAAAGCACUCAGCCCGGUGGGAUAUUUCGUGCAUGUGAAGCCACUCAGUACAUACAAGGACAUGUUGAAGCUCCAACAUGUUAGCCAAUCGACCAGGGCAGGCCUGUAUGAUCGUUUCACCUGAUCGAACGGCCAAGCUUCACUAAGUGACAACCUGAUUUGCUAGAACCAAUGGAAUGUGUUUUUCUCAUCGUAAAUCCUGAAAUCCAUCAAAUGAGAAGCUGAUUUUUUAUGACCAAUAGUUGAAUUUUGUCCACGUCCAAUCUCAUUUUUGAUUGAACCUUAGAGUACAAGGAACUGUAGUCUUCUUUGGAAAUAAAUAUAAAAGGAAAGAAAGUUUAUUUUUGCAUACUUUUA